Fusarium keratoplasticum is the source of this 2448-nucleotide messenger RNA. Its product is annotated as Dilute domain-containing protein. The record is from RefSeq and is a predicted model, not a curated record. Bases 1 to 2448 code for a protein of 815 amino acids. The transcript is spliced from 4 exons. NCBI's taxonomy places the organism in Eukaryota, Fungi, Ascomycota, Sordariomycetes, Hypocreales, Nectriaceae. Gene Ontology annotation, molecular function: GTPase binding.
AUGGAUCUAGGGGACUCUCUCGGCCCCGACGGCCUGCCCGACAACAAGCCUCGAGCCCUCCCCUCCGACCUCCCCACGUCCCUCGACGACAGGCGACAUGUGCCAAACGAGCAUCUCGUCACCGAGACCGAGAUGUACGAUGGCUGGCAAGGCCAGUCCCAGUUCCUCACCACGCCAGCCCUGGCGAAACCCCUCAACUUUGGAAACCUGUCGCUCAACGACCCCGACUACGACGACAAUGUCACAAAGGGGCCCAAGGAUAGCGACACGCGACUCAUGGAGAUGCUGGCCGCUCAGGCCGCCCACCACUCUGGUUCGGGGUUUGAAGACGAGGAUGAGAUUGUGAAUGACGAAAAGCUACCAGACUCUGAGAAGAAGGAGAAGCUCCAAAAAGCCCUCAACAUGGCUGCCAGCAACGGUGAUGUCGAGAGGAUCGGGAAGCUAUUGAAUGGCAAGGCAAAGGAGUAUAUCGAUAUAAACGCCGAGGACGAAGACGGAACACCGCCGCUCAUCUAUGCGAGCUGCUUUGGCCACGAACCCGUAGUGCAGGCACUGAUCGAGGCGGGCGCCGACGUCAACAAGCAGGAUCGUAAUCAAUGGACAGCUCUCAUGUGGGCCAUGACAAACCGACACAAGGGCAUCGCGAAACUCCUCCUCGACAACAAUGCCUCCUCAGAUCAAAAGACGUCAUCCGGUCGAACAGCAUUCGACUUUGUCCCCCCAGACAGCGAGAUGUCGUAUUACCUCCACGACAAUGGCUACAAUAUCGGAAGCGCUGGCGUCACAGAUGACUUUUACAGCCCCGGCUUUACACAGGAUCGGUUCGAGGAGGAGAUGGCCGAGAAUGAGAUGCGAAGGCGGCUGAUGAUGGAGAGUGCCCGAGACCUCGAAGUUGAUCUGGGAAAUGUGGGCAUGGAUGAUCAGCCCGAGCCGGUAGAUGAAUUCGAGGAGGAACAGCAGGAGUUUGAUUGGAACCGCUGCCUCCAUGACCAAAUGUUCGUCUUCCAGGAGCACGAACUCGACCGGAUACUCGAUAUAAUCAUCACCAAGAUGACGCCUCAGAGAUCGCCGUCGCAAAAACCUGUUCCGGCAAACAUGAUCUUCCUGAGCGCCCGAUAUGCCCAUUACCAUUCGAGUCGGGAGCUGCUUGAACGACUCCUCGUCUCAGCCAUGGACUAUAUCAAUGACGUCGUUGAGAGGUGUCAGUGGGAUAUGACCAUUCUGGCAUUCUGGAUCUCUAACGCUACCCUCCUGCUUCAUUACCUCAAAAAGGAUGCUGGCCUCUUCCAUGCGACGGCCGAGUUCCAAGCCCAGCUCGCUGAGCUCAUCAACGAGAUCUUCAUUCUCAUCGUGCGAGAUGCUGAGAGGCGUCUGGACAAGGUAUUGGACGUGGCCAUGUUGGAUCAUGAAACCAUUCCUGGAUUUGAGGACAUCACAUUCCAGAACGAGUGGAAGCUGUUCAAGCGAAAGGCUCAGGUCAAGGAAGAGCCCAUCGAGAAGCGUUUCCGGCCUCCCUCGCCCAAGCAGCGGGCGAAGCCAGCUCCCAGAAACGUCACUUCUCUACUCUCAUCGACUCUCUUUGUGCUCGACCUUUAUGACAUCCACUCGGUCAUCUCGGCUCAAAUCAUCUCGCAAUUGCUCUAUUGGAUCGGGGCAGAGCUUUUCAACCGCAUCAUGUCGAACCGCAAGUAUCUGGCCAGAACAAAAGCCAUGCAGAUCCGCAUGAAUAUUUCAAUAUUGGAGGAUUGGGCACGGACAAAUAACAGGCAAGCAGACCACUACGAGGGAAGCGACAUGCGUUCGUCUGGAGAGACCACCAUUGACGCGGCCCGGAGACACCUGGCACCUGUGAUCCAACUGCUGCAGUGGCUCCAGUGCUUCUCGUCGCUCGACGCCGAUGACCUGGAGGCGCUGGUGGGUACACUCCAGCAGCUCAAGCGGCUCAGUCCACAACAGCUCAUCCAUGCAGCCAAUCACUACAGGCCAGAGGUGGGCGAAAAGGGGCUGCCCAAGAGCGCCAUGAAGUAUCUCAUCGCCAUCCAAAAGGAGGCAGCACUUAAGCGAGAGCGGCGACGCAGUGGAAUGGCGUCACCGCAGCGGUCGGGUCAGGACAGCAGCCCGGUGACACCCGUCAAGAAUCGGUCAAACGGAAAUCAUCUCGAGACUCCUGGGAGCGCUGCGAGCCCUCCCGAGGACGAAUGGUCCGACGACGACGACGCGCCCGAGCACUUGCUUCUGGAUCCUGCCCUGAUGUUGCCCUUUACGCUGCCCUCAGUGACCGACAUGCUCGUGACAUAUGGCGCUGGAUUUGGAGGAGUGAACCGUGAGCGGGAGCGCAAGUACAUUCCAACGGUGCCGCCCGAGUUCCUGGAAAAGCUGGAGGUGAGCGGGGGUACUCGCAAGGGACCCAUGUUUGGAGAAGCGGACUGGGAGAAUGAGGAAGUCUGA